CUACCGGAUCCAAUCUCUACCAGGAAACUCCCGGAGUCAGGCAGCAGGAUGUUUGGAGAGGAGCUCAGACCCUGUGGUGCAUUCACUUACCUUAUGGUGCUCUCUGUGAUCCACUCAUGCAGAGGUCAGUCUGAUGUGAUUGGUCCGUCUCAACCAAUCGUGGCUCUCGUUGGUGCUGACGUCGUGUUGCCGUGUCACCUUCAGCCCGCCAUGGACGCCUCCAGCAUGACUGUGGAGUGGUCCAGGCCUGACCUGGAACCCAGGUUUGUCCUGGUGUGGCGUGAUGGUCUGGAUCUGCAGUCUAAAAAACACCCGUCCUUCCGCAGCAGAACGUCUCUGUUCACCCACGAACUGAAGCAGGGAAACAUCUCACUCAAGCUGUCCUCAGUGACACCUUCAGACCAGGGGACAUACAGGUGCUUCGCUCCUGAGCUGAAACAAGACGCCACCACUGAGCUUGUUGUAGGUGCUGCCUCCUCACCUGUCAUCGAGAUAAUCAGCAAAAGUGACGGAGGAGGAGGAGGAGGAGGAGGAGGAGGAGUGGUGUUACAGUGUGAAUCCAGAGGCUGGUAUCCAGAGCCUGAGGUGUUGUGGCUGGACGCUGAGGGAAACCUGCUCUCUGCUGGACCUCCAGAGACAGUCAGAGGUCCUGAUGACCUCUAUACUGUCAGCAGCAGAGUGACUGUGGACAAGAGACACAACAACAGCUUCACCUGU
Messenger RNA from Mugil cephalus (flathead mullet), 717 nucleotides. RefSeq names its product butyrophilin subfamily 3 member A2-like. Lineage: Eukaryota; Metazoa; Chordata; Actinopteri; Mugiliformes; Mugilidae. The record is from RefSeq and is a predicted model, not a curated record. The transcript is spliced from 4 exons. The annotation marks the transcript as partial.